AUGGAUAUCUGGGCGUUUGGACUACUGUUCGUGCACAUGCACUACGGCUCUCACUUCAACCUAUGCGUACCCCAGGGCCAAAAAGCUGAGGAGGAUAGGGAAAACCUGCCCUUGCAUGUUCUUCUGCGACAAUUAUACUGGUUCGGGCCGUUUCCAAACAAGACCGUCGAGAUAGCUGAUGAAGAGAUUACUAAGACGCUAGCGUCUCUGAAGAGGAACAAUCUACCAGCGCAGCAGGGAAUGUUCAAGGUCAUCUCAGAGUUGGAGCUGUCAAGGAAGGAUAACGAAUUUGUCCGUAGAAUAAUGAAGAUGGACUGGAGGGACAGACCGAGUGCGAGAGACUUGUUGGAAGAUGAAUGGUGGGAAGACGAAUGGUGGGAAGACGAAUGGUGGGAAGACGAAUGA
Molecule: messenger RNA, 405 nt
Organism: Alternaria conjuncta
Lineage: Eukaryota; Fungi; Ascomycota; Dothideomycetes; Pleosporales; Pleosporaceae
Exons: 3
Coding region: 1-405 (134 amino acids)
Biological process (GO): protein phosphorylation
Molecular function (GO): protein kinase activity; ATP binding
Source: RefSeq, a predicted model, not a curated record